Acyrthosiphon pisum (pea aphid) is the source of this 3692-nucleotide messenger RNA. RefSeq lists its product as uncharacterized. The record is from RefSeq and is a predicted model, not a curated record. The transcript has 6 exons. NCBI's taxonomy places the organism in Eukaryota, Metazoa, Arthropoda, Insecta, Hemiptera, Aphididae. Bases 1147 to 1635 code for a protein of 162 amino acids.
AAUAAUAAAGUUGUUUUAAAUUCUGUAGUUGGAAACGAAUAGGACCCGUAUAAUGGUAAUAGGUAUAUACGCUGUUGCAUAUAAUAUAUACCUGUAUAUAUAGUUUAAAAAAGUUAAUAAAACGUAAAAAUAACGAUGGCGCCGAACAAAGAAAGCAUCUCCACUGUGCAUACACCCGAAACACGUUACCCAGCUCAUACCAUGGUAGGAAUGCAACCAGUGACAUUUAGUUGAGGGGGCUAAAAUUUAAGCAGCAGUACAGACAUUGAUAGUUGAUAUUUUAAACUAAAAUAUGAUUAAAAAACUGGGACCAGGGGUACGGAUAAAACUGUGUGGUCUUAGCCACCCCAAAGUCCCCCCUAAAUGCACCUAUACCUCUACCCCCGAUCAGCAAUCUCAGGAGAAAAAUAAACCCAUUGAAAACUCAGUGAAAUCGUUCCACAUUAUUUUACUGCAGAGAUAUAUGGGGUAUCUACACAUAUUUAUGAAAUUGUUAAAUUAUUGUACUUUUGUGCGUAGGCGACGGUGGUUGUGGUGGAUGCGGAAAGGGUUGUUGAAUGGGAUGAUGACUGCAGGUGGGUGUGAGUCCCGGGAACUCUGGUGGCGGGUGCGUGCGCACCAUAUAGACAGUCAGUGGGUGUUUGGCCGGCGGGUCGGGGGUAGUGAUCGCGCGGGGCAAUGCGGACGAAGGGUGCGGCCUCCCCAACCCGCCAGUCAAGGGUUCGAGCGUUCCCAUAGGAUCGUCCAGGGUUUUUGGGCGACAACGAAGCGAAUAACGCCCGUCUGCCAGAAGCUGUGAUCAGUCCACAGCAACCCAGAAAUCCUCAGUCGACAAACGACUGCCAAGCUGUUUCAUCGUCAAACGGUCCACACCAUCUGUCGAAACUGUGACGACAAAUAACGACUCAAGAAAAACAUUCGAAUCUAGUAGACCAAACCAUAUUAAUCAACUUGGUAAUCUUGCAGGUUGUUCGUAAAUUCAAGAUCCACUUGCAACCUGAUUUUCAACCCUAAUCGAGAGAUAACUAAAUUGUGCGUUUGGUCCUUGCAGUAUAUUAUAUCGUGAAGUUGGUCAGCGACUCAACUAAUUCAUUAUUAGAUUUUCUCUGCUGUAGCACGCAUUUCCGACACUUGCAGUCAUCCAAAAUGAACUUUCCGAAAAGAAACAAAGUGAACUACAAACGGUUUCCAUACAAAAUUAUAUGUCUGAUGCUCUUCCUGGCAAUAGUUAUGAUGAAGAUCGUGUCAUAUACAUGCCAAGAUUUAGCAGGCAGCAUUAGCAACAACGGCGUCUCCAAAACAGUCUUCUCGAUACCCGUAGAUAAUUUAUGGCCGUGCGGUGGAAAACCAAAUUGCUAUUACCAAUACAAUUCGAAAAACUGCACUAAAAUGACUCAGUUGAGCAUAAGAUUAAGCUUAACUGGCUUGGGUGGAUUAAAACCGCCGCCAUUGAUCGUCACUUUAAGUACAGUGAUGAAGAAAAACCGACGUCGAUUAUUUAAGGACCCUUACAACGUUAUGGACCAAAACAAACCAUUGGAGUUGAUAUUAUGUGAUAAGCGCUUGGAUAUGCUACAAUGGGUAAGAUGUUAUUUUUCCCUAUACUCUCAUAUGGCAAACUUAACGGUUUUAUAAUGUAUAAUGUAAGAAUAACUUUACCUAUACUAAGAUAUCCAAGGAAAUUUUAAUUUAAGACUUAUAUAAUCUCGUGAUCAGUGUGCAUUCCGACACGCGAGGAACAGUGAAGCGUUGUUCGAUGACGAUUACAAUCAUUAUUAUACUAAUUGUCACGAAUACGAGUUAAACACAUUAAGUUUAAUACCUACUAUUAUGUUUUUCAUACACAUAAUUAGUGAUUCAUUCAAAAAUGUCUAAUGGCUAUAUAUAAAAUGCAUGCUUAAUAAAUUACUAAUUUUAUUUCCUGCGCUUGAUUUAGGUGAUCUAAUCGAUAUUCAAGCAUUUUAGCGUCGGGACGCACGAUUUUCUUUUAAUAAUUAUUAUAUAUUAUAUAUCAUCGAUUUUCUUUUAAUAAUUACUGUAUAUUAUUAUUAUUUUAAUAUCGUCGACUUAUCGGAAAAAGGCUCCAAAAUAUUGGCGCUUUCUCCGGUACGCUUAAAUACCGUGUGUCGAACUCGACUGCACUACCCACCACGGUACCGUUAUAUUAAUAUAAUAUUGCCGAGAACUUAAAAUGUCGAUUGAUUUUGAUUCCAAGCCGAUACAUUCGAUUUAAAUUUAAACAAUAUAUUGUGUGCAAAAACUGCGCAACGCAAUGCUAUAGUGUUAAUAAAGCACUUUUGACCAGUGUAGCGUGUGAUGAUAUUGAAAACAAUAAUGAGAUAGCGCGUAUCAAACACGAUGAACGUCCAACUUGUGUAUAAUAUUCACGAUUAAUCGUGGCAUGAUAUGACCUAUGUACAACUACUACUCGUCAAGUCUAUUAGCUCUUCAAGUCGAGUAAAUCGUCGAAAGAUUCUAUUCACGCGCAAGACUGUCGACACGCCUUUAUGACUACCUUGACUUUAAGUAUUAAAGUUUACGAAUGGUUAACUCCGAACACACGUUGGUGGCGGUGUCUUGUUCGUUGGUUGUAUGCAUAAUAUUAUAGGGCACCCGCCAAAUACGUGACCUUUUAUCAUUGAUGGUUUUUCACCAGGCUAAACUACGAACUACCGCGUAGCAUGUACUUGAACACAUUUACACCGUUGAGAAAUAUAAAUAAUUGUAUUAUUGUUCACAUGUAAAUUAAUUUACUUCUAUGUACCAAUGUCAGAGCGAUUCCGUUCGCUUUAUGUGGACGAUAAACUAUAAUAUAAUAUCUCAUGAUGUUCUAUUUAUGUCUAUUCAAUACAAAGUAGGACGACAAAGACCUUGAAAAAAAAUCCAACAAAAGUUCAUAACAUUUAAGGAUUUUUUUCUCCAGUCAAAACAAUAACGUCUUCCUGAUAUUUCUUCGGUGUAACCCAUAGUAACGGGUGAAAUGUUUUUUUCAAAAAAAAUGUUUGUCAACGAAAAGUCUGGGCCGUUUUUAUUACAACAGAACACGGUCAACCGAUCCGGACAGUAAGUCCUGUGGAUCGUCGUCCAGUGGUAUUUUAUGUGUUUAUUUUUUUGCAAUUGUCGCCUUUGCGCUGCUGACACCAACUACCACGGCUACAACAGGAAGACCGGAAACGCCACUAUUUAGGGGUCUAAUUAGACGUCGAAACGCGUCUGGCUGGUUGUAAUGCCUUGAGCCAAAAAGUACCAUGAUCAGAGUUCGGGGACAUCUUUUUAAGUUCUAAUGUAUAUUGUACCAGUCCUAAAAACCAUUGCACAUAAUGGCUGAUACUUGGAUACAUUUUUCUUCAUUUGAAAAUCUUCUUAAUAAAACUUUUAAUAAAGAUAAGAAAUUUAAAAUCAUAAAUACAAGAAAUUACAGCGUACUAUGUAUUAGACUUGAAAUACCAUACUUCUAUGGAAGUAUAUUAAAUUUGUCAUUUGAAAAAUUAAAAAUUAAAUUAUUGAAUAUGCGGCUAAUUACAACAAGUAAUAAGCACCUUACGAAAAAAGUGUGAAUUCUAAUGUAUUAUUGUUUUUAGUUCCAUUUAUUAUUGAUUAAAAUGUCUUGAAUUUUAAUUAAAAUUCAGAACAAUUAAAAAAGCAUGGCUGGGCAAGUUUUUUUUAACCUUUUAAGUUAAGUUAAUAUAGGA